AUGCGCGCUCCAUCAACAGACCUGCUCAAGGCUUUGCGCCUUGCCACGACCACUACUUCGCUGGCCACUUCGGUACAUCCAACAUGCCUUGCAGCUAGACACACAAUCCGUCCCUCCAAUCUAUCUACAUCCUCUCAACCGAGCAAUCGCACCUUCAGGACUUCUGCUGGUCUUCUCGGCGUAUACAAGUCAUCCGGACGUGAUGGUUCUUCCUCUCAAAGAGCAGAUACCACCAAUGCGACUGGUGCCACUGCCCCCAACGCAACCACAAACAACAAGACGGCCACCACCGGCACAAGCAGAACAGUAACAUUGAAUCCAUCCACAAAACCCAACACGGCCUCGACAAGUAUCAAGCCGCCCCCUCGCUCAAUUCCGAAUGCUGCAUCGCAACCGCCAUCACAACCCCACCCACAGCAGAACUUGCUCAACCCACGAGCACCUCGCACACACGACCGUGGCCCCGUCUCCGAGGAAGACACACAGACAGAUUUCGAAAGGAUGGACAUCCUCGCCAACGCCGGCGCCACGGCUCCCGCAACAUCCAUUGACGCGUGCAUCCACGACGGAUUCCACCUGAACAACGGCGUCCAGACCCGCGGCGGACUAGGUGUAUUGUUACUUGACGGCGAGGCCUUUGUAUGGGCACCGUGGAAGGCGGAUACGGCUACGCCUUCGUCCAACGGGUUUGACCGAUUCCUCGACCCCCGCCGCGGAAUCUUGUCGUUCCCACCAUCUUCGCUCGGCAUCUUCGACCUGGUCUUUCCCAAACCAGACCUGUUGAUCAUUGGUACAGGCGGGAAACUGUGGAUGUUGUCGCGCGAGACGCGCAAGUUUCUGUCCGAGGAACUAGGGAUCAGAGUCGAUGUCAUGGAUACCGCGAAUGCCGCGGCCGCAUAUAAUCUGCUUGCUACGGAGAGGGGUGUCAAGGAGGUUGCUGGGUUGAUGAUUCCGGAUGGAUUCGUGGGGGCAUGA
Messenger RNA from Exophiala dermatitidis NIH/UT8656, 975 nucleotides. RefSeq names its product alkaline phosphatase. The transcript has a single exon. Lineage: Eukaryota; Fungi; Ascomycota; Eurotiomycetes; Chaetothyriales; Herpotrichiellaceae. Gene Ontology annotation, biological process: mitochondrial respiratory chain complex I assembly. The record is from RefSeq and is a predicted model, not a curated record. Gene Ontology annotation, cellular component: mitochondrial inner membrane. Bases 1 to 975 code for a protein of 324 amino acids.